This is a messenger RNA of Corticium candelabrum, 1611 nucleotides long. RefSeq names its product glycerate kinase-like. The record is from RefSeq and is a predicted model, not a curated record. NCBI's taxonomy places the organism in Eukaryota, Metazoa, Porifera, Homoscleromorpha, Homosclerophorida, Plakinidae. Bases 222 to 1454 code for a protein of 410 amino acids. The transcript has 3 exons. Gene Ontology annotation, biological process: protein phosphorylation. Gene Ontology annotation, cellular component: cytoplasm. Gene Ontology annotation, molecular function: glycerate kinase activity.
GUUUGUGUCGCAAGCUCUCGGGUUUGGCAGUCAACAGAUCUGCAGCCAAACUAAGAAAGGAUGCAUACGAUAUAUUCAAGAGCGGUGUAGCUGCUGUUUUACCUUCACCUUUGGUGCACAAAGCUUUGCAGGUGGAUGGAAACCGUUUACAAGUUGCAGGACGUACUUACGAUCUAAACCACAACGUGAAAAUUGCUGCAUUCGGAAAGGCAGUGCUUGGUAUGAUGACAGCGGCAGAAGAAGUGAUAGGAGAGCACAUUUGUUGUGGAAUAGGCAGCGUUCCUGCAAAUGUGAGGAAAGAGGAUUUUUCGGGUCGCUGGCCCGCGAAGAUCAAAAUAUACAAAGGAGCAAGAGACAACUUACCAGAUGAAAUGGCUCUGUGUGCAGCAAUGGAUAUUUUUGAUCUUGCCUUGAAUUCCACAGAAAAUGACAUUCUUUUAGUGUUGAUGUCAGGUGGCGGUUCAGCUUUGUUGCCUUUGCCAACACCACCUCUCUGUCUUGAAGAAAAGCUCUUAGCCAUCAAAAUUUUGUCUCAAGCAGGUGCAACAAUUCAACAGCUGAACACACUUCGUAAGCACUUGUCGAUGGUUAAAGGAGGCCAUUUAGCUUCUGUUGCAUAUCCAGCUCAGGUUAUUUCAUUAAUUUUGUCCGAUGUUGUGGGGGACUCACUAGACACAAUUGCUUCUGGACCUACCUACCCAAAUCAGAGCACUCCUCAAGACUGUCUUGAUAUUAUAUCAUCUUUGGAUGUUUGGCAGAUGUUUCCAAAGUCAAUUACACAAUUUCUUGAGAUAAAACGAAAUGAAUGUUACAUAGAGCAUACAUUUGAACAUGUUCACAAUGUCCUUGUUGGUUCAAAUCGCCUAGCAUUGUUAGAAUGUCAGAGAAAGGCUCUUCACCUUGGAUAUUAUCCAGUCGUACUGUCAUCUACUUUGGAAGGCGAAGCUCGCAAUGUUGGCAUGGUUUUUGCUACUCUUUGUGCAUCUCUUCUUCAUGGAGACUGGGAGAAAGUAGCUGUGUCAGCUGAGAGUUUGCACUGUGAACAAAACAUAUUGCUGGACCUUCGGCUAGGACAUAAAAAACCAUACUGUCUUAUUGCAGGUGGUGAAACAACAGUGCAUGUUCAAGGUUCUGGAGUAGGUGGUCGAAAUCAGGAGCUUGCUUUAGCUGCUGCAAUAUCGUUACGAGAACUGUUGUCUGAAGAUGAGUUCAAUCGCUGUGUUUUUCUGAGUGCUGGUACAGAUGGUCAGGAUGGUCCAACGUCAGCUGCAGGGGCUUAUGGUACUGCUGAUGUUGUAGAAAUCGCACAACGUGAUGGUUUGAGCCCUCAACAGUUUUUGGAACAAAAUGAUUCGUUUUCAUUUUACAGUACAGUCUGUCAUGGAGAAUACAGCCUCGUCACUGGCCAUACAGGAACAAACACAAUGGAUAUACAAUUGGCGUUGGUCAACUGAUACUAGUAUUUUAGUAAAUUAGACAUUGAUUUGAAAAUAUUUGACAUUUAUGGUACACUGUUUAUUCAUAGGUAGUUCAAUCUUGUUGCAUUUAUUUUUGAAUGCUGACAACAUCCUGCUUUGUAAUGACUACUGUUUCUGGAUAGUAAGUCAUAAU